UCUCCUCUCCUCUUCUUCCUCGCCGCGGAAACCCUAACCUAGCUGCGCCGCGCCGCCGCCGGCGCACAAGCCGCCAUGUCGAACCCCAAGGGGUCCAAGAUGCUCCAGUUCGUCAACUACCGCAUGCGCGUCACGAUCCAGGACGGCCGCCAGCUCGUGGGCAAGUUCAUGGCCUUCGACCGCCACAUGAACCUCGUCCUCGGCGACUGCGAGGAGUUCCGCAGGCUCCCGCCCUCCAAGUCCUCCAAGACCACCGGCGACCGCGAGGAGCGCCGGACGCUCGGCCUCCUCCUCCUCCGCGGCGAGGAGGUCGUCUCCAUGACCGUCGAGGGCCCGCCGCCGCCCGACGAGUCCCGCGUCAAGUCCUCCGCCGGCGGCGGCGCGCUCUCCGGCACCGGCGUCGGGCGCGCCGCCGGGCGCGGCGUGCCCACCGGCCCGCUCCUCCAGGCCCAGCCCGGCCUCUCUGGCCCUGUUCGGGGCGUGGGCGGCCCGGCCCCUGGCAUGAUGCAGCCGCAGAUCUCGCGGCCCCCCAUGCCCAACCUCUCGGCGCCGCCGGUCGCGUACCCGCAGGUCGUCCGCCCGCCCAUGAAUAUGCAGCCCAUGCGCCCUGGUGGCCCGCCGCCUAUGCAGAUGCAGUUCCAGCGCCCGCCGGGGCCGCCGCAGCCCUACCCAGGUGGCCCGCCGCAGCAGUUCAUGAGGGGACCACCCAUGGGACCUCCGCCAGGGAGGCCAGGGAUGCCAGGCAUGCCUGGCAUGCCGCCUCCACCAGGGAUGAGGCCACCAAUGCCACCGCCGCAAUUCGGACAACCACCCAGGCACGGGAUGCCACCGCCACCUGGUCCACAGCAGCCUGGACAGAACCCCCAGUAAUUGAACCUUCCAGGUAUGGUUCUUACCUAUGCCACCUAUGGAAGAUUGUCUUGAGAAGGGAGAAAAAUCCUCAUCUGCGUAUCACUCUUGCUUUUGAUGGGAGGAGAUGGACUGUUUUUCGAUGCAAUGUACGUAAAGAGGCCGAAGCUUGUUUUAACUGUUGGUCGUUAAGCUAGGGACAUGUUUAGCCUGUUUCAUUGUGUCGGGACCUUGUUGCUGGAUGUGUUUGCACUGGUAUCGUGGAAUCUUAUUUCGCAACAAUUAACUUGAGAUCGUAAAAUGUUUUGCUUCUUGUAUCAGUUUUGUUUGUUCUGA
This is a messenger RNA of Lolium rigidum, 1185 nucleotides long. Its product is annotated as small nuclear ribonucleoprotein-associated protein B'-like. The transcript has 2 exons. The record is from RefSeq and is a predicted model, not a curated record. The coding region runs from base 76 to 870 and encodes 264 amino acids. Gene Ontology annotation, cellular component: U5 snRNP; cytoplasm; U4/U6 x U5 tri-snRNP complex. Lineage: Eukaryota; Viridiplantae; Streptophyta; Magnoliopsida; Poales; Poaceae. Gene Ontology annotation, molecular function: RNA binding. Gene Ontology annotation, biological process: mRNA splicing, via spliceosome.